Molecule: messenger RNA, 4368 nt
Organism: Pseudomyrmex gracilis
Lineage: Eukaryota; Metazoa; Arthropoda; Insecta; Hymenoptera; Formicidae
Gene: pot
Exons: 6
Coding region: 283-3273 (996 amino acids)
Source: RefSeq, a predicted model, not a curated record
GCUCUCUCAGGAGAACGGACUCAGUCGUAGCCGUGCGAUCGCGCUAGACGAUAUUUACCUGCUGCUGCUGCGCGCGCGGACGUCCGGUAGGAGCGCAGCUCCCUCGAAGAGAGUCCCCCGUCGGAAAAAAAAAUUGGGUUCGCAGGACAACCCGCACGCACGCACGCAACACGGCGAGAAACGCACACGAGAACAGCGCGCCAUGCGACAACCUUAGGAGUACGAGGGGACGAGAGGAUCCGGACAAGAUCUGCGAUCAAUAAGCAGCUAAAACCGUUCGAGAUGCUGUCAAAGUUCGUUAUUACAAUCUUGUUGCUCUGGGCGGCAAUUCCGAUUGCGCUGUCCCAGAGCAACUAUGCGUCUCAAGGCAACAGCAUCGAAUAUCAACCGGACCUGCCGCCGAGCACGGUCCUUGAUGGCAAGGUUACCAAGCUGGACGACAUCUCGCCGGUUAUAUUUCUAAAUCGAACGAAAGCGUAUCUAAACUGCGGUCAAGGUAGCAUGGAGGUCGAGCUCAAAUUCGAGGAGCCGUUUUACGGCGUGGCCUACGCCGAUUUCGAUCGCAACAGCGCCUGCAUAUUCAAAGGACGUGGCGCGACCACCGCCAAAUUGGAACUACCUCUAAAGGGAUGCGGCACAAAACAGGAUCCUCUGCGUGUGUUCACUAAUAACGUGGUCGUUCGUUUUCAUCCCGGAUUGGAAAUGGACGGAGAUGAGGUUAUCACUAUAGUCUGCAGAUAUCCUCCACCUAUUGCCCCGGCACCUCCUAAGCCGGAGAGAAUAUCGGCCACGAUAGCGCCCGUGCCAGUAACCGAACCACCGCUGAAGGGCUUCCAGAUCCUGUUGAUUAUCUGCGCCAUCUUAUUUCUGUCGCUGCUCCUGCUCGGUCUCGGUUGUUCCUACAUGUGUCUGAAACGUCGAAACGUGCGCGUGGUCCAUCGUCAUCCGUUUGAGAGCGGCACCGGUUCCGAGAUAACGAAGCUCUCCGGUUCGUCGCUCAGCAACAUCACCAUGUUCGAGGGUCUUAAGAUACCUCGCGCGCACGCUCUUCUUCACGCAACCGCCGCGUCCACGUCCGGUAGCGAGGCAAAUCUGGUGAUCGAUCAUUCCGACACGUUGCCGAGCGACUAUCCGAGCGAGAGUCAUUCCGAGGUGGACGAGGAACGUUCGCUGCCGGUAUCUUCCGCCGGAUCCUACGACAACAAAGCCUUUAUUCACGAUACUCAACGCCAGGUGGAAAUGCGUACUUCGAGUUCGUUGUAUUCCGAGACAGUCGCCGCAGAAGUGGAGACCUCCUCGAUGAUGGCCGCGAACUCUUCCAGGGUGAUGGUGCCGCGCCAUCCCGUGGCCAUUCCGAUUGAACCCAAGUUCGACGUGCAGAUGAGAGUCAAGAGAGCACCGCCACCGCCGCCGAGCCCGUUGCCGUCGGAGUCCGACAUAGCGAGCAUCGCGCUCGAGAGAAACCUGACGACCAUCCUUGAGAGAGAAGAAUCCACUCGCUCGAUGGAAAGUUCGCCUUACCGAAUGACAACCUUCUCUUACGUUCCCGAACUCCACGGGCCACCGGGAGGCGCCUCGUCCGUUUCCACUAUUUCUCGACAGCAAACACCUCCGGUCUAUUCUCGAAUUCUGCGCAAACAGGCGGAAAGAGAGACCACCGUGAUCCAAGAGAAAAUCCCGUCGACAACCGAACAACCGCCGUUGCAACAUCACGAGAUCCGGCGACCGAGAUCUUUGACUUCUCUGAAUACCGAACUCACCGAGACGCGCUCGCUGACGGAAGUGACGGACGCCUCUCAUGCCAAGUAUCGGAUCGCCAGCAUCCUGGCUCCAACACCGCCACCGCCGCCACCGAUAGCGCCGACCUCAUCGACUACCGCGACCCACACCGCCAUUCAACAUCGCGAGCACCGUUUGCUGCGCGAGGAAAUGACCGAGCCGCUGGUGGAACCGCAAGUGGUCGCGCCGCGUCGUCCGGAGAUCACCACGCACGAAGUGGACGAUGUGUUCCUGCGCACCGUUACGGAAAAGAAGACCAUCGAGGACGUGGAGCGCCAUUGUCGCCAGGUUACCGAGUAUCGCACGAGACCUCAACCCGAUCUCAAAUGGGACGUUACUAUUAGGAACUAUCCGACAGAGGAUUUGCCACCGCCACCGCCGGAAUGGGAGAAUUUCUCCGACGUCAGUUCGGCGUCAAAUCUGACUAUUACGAACGAGCCGACGAACAAUUUAAUGGAUGACGAACCGGACGUCAAUAUCGAACCGACUUACACAACGCGCGCCGAGAUUCCUAGACCGCCUCCUGCUCGUCGCUCUCUGGACGAUGCCGACGCUGACUGGUACAACAGACUAGCGCGCGUCCUGGACCCGCGUUACGCCACCGAGCUGACAGACGAAGAACGCACUAAAUGGCGCGAGAUCAUCACGACAGAGAGCACGCUCCGCACUCUGUUAACCGAGGCUGUGGUCAAAGAGGACUACGAGUUGAUACGCAAGGACGCGAGAUACGUCAAUCUCUUCCCGCCGGCGAAGUGGGACGUGAUCAUCCGCAUCUUGAGCCCACCGUCCGCGCACACCGGCUCUACCUCAUCCUCCAGCCACGGAAAGAAUCACAGAUACAAGCGAUCCAAGUCGUCGGAAUGGGACACCAGGUCCAGACGGUCUUCCCUUCCAACUCUUUACGAAUAUGAGAGCGAUGGCGGUAGCUCGGCGCGCACUUUAGGCCAGGGUCAUCAUCUUCAAACGUCACAGUCCGCCACGACCAUGGUCAGCGGACAGAGCGUUGGCCGUCUGCGGCGAUUGGGUGGCUCUAUUCGUUCGCGCGGAACCGUAGCUGGCACCGAGGCCGAUCUGAGAUCAAUGUCCGAGAUAACGGUCCGCGAUUUCGCCAGGUUGGACCGGGACGAUCUGACUAGCUUGAGUUCCUUCGAAGGAGCGGACUCACUGGUCAGAUCGCUCAGUCAACCUAGCCUGGCCAGAUCGGGCUCGGAAUUCACCGAGCACUGGGCCAUACCCUCCGGUAUUCUGGACCUGCCCCCAUGGACGACCGAACACGCGGAGGAUGGUACCAGCUCUAUAGAGACGACACCGAGACCGAUUAGAAGGGGCGACAGAUUGGAGGUCCUCGCCUCUUUCGACGACCACAGACGAGGUCCGUCCAUCACGAGAUCGAGUCGAUUCACCGAGCGGGAGCUUAACGUGCGCGUGACGGAAAGUCAAAGAGCCUCGGAUUGGUUCAACGAUAACAAUUCCGAGCCGGAGAUGCAGAUCUGAACGUAAUAAAAAAUCGUAGAUUCUCGAUUAGAGUUUCAACAUUCUCUUUAUACGAAAACGAUAUUUUGUUUUUUUUUUUUUAAUCUCGAUGUAGAGAACGUUUAUGAAUUUCAACACACACAGCAUCAAAUUUUAUGUCCACUUUAUUAAAUCGAAGAUCGAAGUAUAAUCUUUCGAUUCUUUCGAACAGAGUGAAAUUUUAUGUUUUUUCAUUUUAGAUUUUAAUUUAUACAAAAACGCGUCGCUCUAUGUAUAUCCUUUUUAUAGACACUUUUGUAAAAGUGCUCACGUGAUGCCCACGUAUUAUAAUAUAUACGAGUGGACGCGUCGCGCGCUUUUAUUUCGCUCUCAAGCGCUUCGUAUAUGAUCAAUAUCUUGCCAGAGGAAUGACGCCUAAAUGCACGCUACGUGGUGGCGUAUAAGAAAAUAACGCUCCGCGGCAGUCGGUAUAAAAUUCGUUUAUUUUCGCGGCAACUAUAUAGUUCGCGCUGCUUUCUUCUUUCCGUUUAUUAUAUAUCGCUGCCCUAUUUUCUUCGCGCGUCUCAUGGCCGUUCACUGCCACUUUUUCUUCCACGCGCGACAGCUCAAGGACUACAAACGUUCAACCGCGCGGAAUUUCCGAAUUGUUCCGGAUUUUUCAGGAAGAACACCGUCUCUCUGAAUCGUAUCCUGAAAUUUUUCGGGAAAUUCGGUCGCCUCCGUCUUCACACGUCACUCGAGAGAUUAACGCGAAACGCAGAUCGAACGCGAGAGUUUCGAUUUCGAGGCGCGAGUGAGUCUGCAGACUUUGGCGGUAUUAUAUACACGCACACAAUUUUUACGAAAAACUCCAAACAAAAAGCCCUCGUAUUGCCUUUUGUUACCAUCAUUUCGCCGCAACCGCAAAGUGAACCACAAUUGUGUUUGCGGAUAUGUACAUUCUCUAUAAAGCUGUACAACCACAAAUAUUUUGCACAACAAAGUAUGCCGAAAGUCUACCGAAAGUUAUACAUUUUAGUAGACUAAAUAAAAAAAAAAACAAAAAAAAAAAAACAAGAAAUGUGGUAAUUGUUUUAUAAUCGAUAUAGAAAAACACACUUGAAUUGUGACGCAAAA